AUGGCUACCCGUGUUGAGCACUCGCUGGGAGUCAUUGGCAUCGGUGGUCUUCUAGAAACCAGCGGUUUCGGACAGAGGGCGCAGACUCAUUGGCUUCCGCAACCAACUAAACGAUUGGUCGUCGCAAUCAAGCCGUUGCUUCGUCCCUCAGCUGGUGCUUCUGCAAGCUUGCUUGGUAGCUCUCUUGUAACGGUCAUCGCCCCAGCUGCCGUUGUCGAACCUCUUGUACUCAUGGUUGUCUCUCUGAUCGGUCGUGGGUACCAGGCCUGUGCAACAACCGGUCCUUGGACGCCGCGGGUGUCGAAUAAGAGCGCCGGGAUCUUGGAGGUUGCGCCUCGACGACGCCGAGAGAGGGAAGAAUGCCUCUUUGUGAACAAUGUGCCGAAAGACGUCGAUUCAGCGUCAGUCCAGCAGCACCGCCGAUGGUUGGAGGUUGUCGCGAAUGUCGACAACGAUCCUGAUCCGGUCAUUGAAAUCGAGCCCAAUCAGCAAGAAAUGUCUGCGACGGCUGCAACUCGAAACUCCGGAGAACUUGAUGAAGACGAUGCGCUACAGAAGGCCGUGUAG
Molecule: messenger RNA, 567 nt
Organism: Fonsecaea pedrosoi CBS 271.37
Lineage: Eukaryota; Fungi; Ascomycota; Eurotiomycetes; Chaetothyriales; Herpotrichiellaceae
Exons: 3
Coding region: 1-567 (188 amino acids)
Source: RefSeq, a predicted model, not a curated record